Exophiala xenobiotica is the source of this 1032-nucleotide messenger RNA. RefSeq lists its product as uncharacterized. The record is from RefSeq and is a predicted model, not a curated record. Bases 1 to 1032 code for a protein of 343 amino acids. Lineage: Eukaryota; Fungi; Ascomycota; Eurotiomycetes; Chaetothyriales; Herpotrichiellaceae. The transcript has a single exon.
AUGUCGGAUGCAAGUCGCUUGUUCGCGAAGCUGGGGGCAGCCUUGCUUGAUCGCGAGUCCAGUCCGGGAAGGGAGAUGCAAAGCAGAACGGCUAAGCAUAGCUCUUGGGACAAAGAAGGCAAUCACUCUACUGGCUUAGGAGGUGGAAAUGGAAAUGGCUAUCAAGUCUUGCGUCGACAUCUUGAAGCAGCAAUUUCAGGGAAUGUAGAAUCAAGUCAAGAUAAAGCCACAAUCGUUCCAGAACGCGUGGAAUGUGAUAAUCAGUACAUUGGACGGAUUGCUGGGCCGCAAUAUAAAUUAUAUAAGCGGCUCCCACUCGCCAGUGUUCGGACAGGGGCGUGGAUGCAAGCUCCUGCAUCAAAUGGUUUUCAGAAGAGCUCCCAAUGGCCCAAAACGGACCAAGAUUCACGCCAUUGUCGCCUUGGAGCGAUCCAUGAGGCCAUAUUGCUUAGCCCACAUUUUCCUGACAAGCACAAGUCUUCAGCCUCAGGCAGAAAACCUACUGACAGCCCACAAGAAACACCAAUCCAGACGUCGGCACCUGGCGGCCCCGACUCGGGUCCAAGCACGGCGACCGUUCCUAAGUCAAGCCUGUGUGAAAGUUGUCGGGCCAUCGUCACCUGUAAAGUCGUGAGCGAAAAUCCCGACGAUGAUUGUGUGCUGCCAGCCUCCGUCACACGUCCAGAAGGACGGGAAGUAGCCCUGAUGGUAUUGCAAGAUACUGGGGCGGACGUAUCGGCAAUGUGCAAGACACUCGCAGAAGAGUGCGGAGCAGAGAUCACAGAACUUGCCCAGACUGAAAGAAUCCGUAAUCCCGUCGGGGAUCGCUACGUGGACGCAAAAUGGGUCGCCCGUCUUGAUGUACAAUUACCUUGUUUGGCGUCAAAAGGGAAGCCGCCCGUCGAGGUCGAGUUCUAUUUGCUUGACGAGAAAGACUUCCCGGCAGGUGAAGUUCUGCUGGGUAGACAGGCAGUUAGGGAGCUGGGACAUACCAUCAUUCUCCACUGCGAAGUGUGUGCCGAAGCAAAGUAA